Molecule: messenger RNA, 1095 nt
Organism: Cornus florida
Lineage: Eukaryota; Viridiplantae; Streptophyta; Magnoliopsida; Cornales; Cornaceae
Exons: 10
Coding region: 100-1080 (326 amino acids)
Biological process (GO): DNA-templated transcription
Cellular component (GO): RNA polymerase III complex
Molecular function (GO): single-stranded DNA binding
Source: RefSeq, a predicted model, not a curated record
GAAAAGUAUUUCGUUGUGCUUUAGUAUUUACUUCCACACCAAUUUUUUUUUUUUUGGUUUUUAUGUUAAUUUUUUAUUUCUUUUUACACAGGAAAUUGUAUGGCUCAGGAUGUUGUAAAGGAAAAUUUUAAUAAACUUGUUAAUGCCCGGUAUGUGGAACGCCGCCUAGCUCAUGAACCAAACGUCGCACCACCAGAUGAAGAAGAAACUUCUGUGAAGAAGAAAGUUUCAAAGGCUGAUAAGAAGCAAAAAACUGGAAAUUGUACGGCUCAGGAUGCUGUGAAGGAAAAUUUUAAUAAACUUGUUAAUGCCCAGUAUGUGGAAUGCUGCCCAGCUCAUGGACCAAACGUCGCACCACCAGAUGAAGAAGAAACUUCUGUGAAGAAGAAAAAUGAGAUUGAUGUUGAUGAAGAAAAUAGCAAAGAACACCCCACUAGUGUGCCAGUUGGGGAGAAGCGCAAGCAGGGCGAUUUAGAGUCAGAUGCAAUAGAUGGGGCUGAAAAAACAAAGAAAGAAGUUCUUUGGCGACCCAAUUUUGAAGAAUUUAUGCGGCGCCUUAGGCAUAAGGCUUGCAUUGAAAAUGUGAGAACACGGCUUGAUGAUGGAGCUGGCAUUGUUUUAAGUGCAAUGCUGGAGGCAACCGGAAAUAAAGAGACUAAAGUGAAGAUGGAAAAUUCAGUUCCCCUGUCCAUGGAUGCUAUUUAUGAAGAGGUAAUAAAGAGUAUAGAUGGUCGUACCAUGACCUUAGAACUCGUCAGAGUUUCCCUUGUCCAGUUGGGAUGCCAUCCCCUAGAUGAGACAUAUAGUAUUGAUUUGAAGAGCAUUAUCGAACUGGCUCAAAACGAGGAGGUGGAAUCAAUAGUGUUGAAAAGAUAUGGGAGGGAGGCUUACAGGAUGUUCAGGUUAUUGUCAAAGGCUGGUCACCUACUUGAAACUGAUAAGAUUUCAGAUACCACAUUUGUUGAUAAGAAAGAUACAGCAAAGACUCUUUACAUGCUCUGGAAAGAUGAUUACCUGCUUAUGGAGGUAUAUAGUAUCUCUUUUGUUCAUUUGCUUAUUUUUUCUGAUCAGGUGAUAUAAACCCUCUAGAAGAAG